Aspergillus heteromorphus CBS 117.55 is the source of this 2169-nucleotide messenger RNA. RefSeq names its product putative C2H2 finger and ankyrin domain protein. NCBI's taxonomy places the organism in Eukaryota, Fungi, Ascomycota, Eurotiomycetes, Eurotiales, Aspergillaceae. The transcript has 2 exons. The record is from RefSeq and is a predicted model, not a curated record. Bases 28 to 1959 code for a protein of 643 amino acids.
UUCCCCCCACCUUUCCCAAACGCCACGAUGGUCGCAGAAACCCCGGCUGAGGAACUCAUCAAGAGGCCUCUAUAUGUGUAUGAUCUUCCGCAGCAACUCCUCUCGACUCUGUCCACGAAGUCCGGAGACCAACCUAUAUCCGUGGUAGACAACUCGGAUCCUAUACCGGAGGAUGCCGAGGGUGCAGUGUUGGAUCAUGCGAUUGCUACAGCGACCGGGUGCGCCCUGUGCAGAGUGUUGUUCCUGAACGUGCAGGAGCAGCGGGGUCAUGUUCGUUCGGAUCAACACAGAUACAACCUGAAGGUGCAGCUUAGAGGCGGGCCGACUCUGGACGAGACACAGUUUGCGAAGGCCAUUGGGGACCUGGACGCUUCGAUAUCCGGGUCGGAGUCGUCAGAAGGCGAUGAUGAGGAACAAGAUGUACAGCUUUCGGCCUUGCUGAAAAAGCAGGCCAAGAUUACACAAGCGGCUGAAGAUGAUGAAGACACCCCCUCCCGGAUGAAGGGAUCCGGAAAGCCUCCACUCUUCUGGCUUUCCAGCUCACUCCUACCUUCCAACACGUCGCUUGGUAUUUACCGGGCGUUGUUUUCCGCCAUCGAACAAGAUGAACCCCGACACCUCGUCGACUCGAUACGGAAGAAGCAACUUGCUCCGAUCGUCCCUCAAAAACCUGGAAAUGGUCAACAAAUCCCACCUCCUUCCAGUCCACAUGUCUUUAUGUGUAUGAUUGGCGGCGGGCAUUUCGCAGCAAUGCUCGUUUCGCUAGCCCCCGAAAUCCAUCGCAGGCAAGGCGGUGUCGAAGACAGACAGGCUCGGGUGAUUGCACACAAGUCGUUCCAUCGCUAUACAACCAGACGGAAGCAGGGUGGCUCGCAGUCGGCCAAUGAUUCGGCCAAGGGAGCGGCGCACUCGGCGGGUUCUAGCCUGAGACGAUACAAUGAAGCCAUGUUAGAGAAGGAGGUCAGAGAGCUGCUAGUCGACUGGAAGCAGAUGAUCGAUGAUGCCGAGCUACUGUUCGUCCGCGCGACAGGCAGUACGAACCGCAAAAUUCUGUUCAGCCAGCAUGAGGGUCAGGCUCUGAAGCAGAAUGACUCGCGUUUGAGGGGAUUCCCAUUCAGCACCCGUCGGGCCACCCAGGGUGAGCUGAUGCGGUGCUUCAAGGAGCUCACACGUGUGAAGAUUAGCCAAAUCGACGAGGCUGCCCUGGCCGCUGCAGAGGCCAAACAGCGGGAAGAGGCGUCGAAGCCAUCCACUCCACGGCCGCAACCACAACCGCAGAAACCCAAGAUCUCUAAAGAAGAUGAAGCUGCUUUGCUUCACACGACCCAAAUACAGGCUCUUAUUCGUCGCUCCAAGAUUCCCGCGUUGAUGUCCUAUCUGUCCAAGAAUUCGAUUCCCGCGUCGUUCACUUUCCGACCCACCGAUUCGCAACAAAACUUUCGCUGUCCCACCCCCCUCCAUUUCGCCGCCAAUAUCAACUCUCCUUCCAUGGUGUCGGCGCUUCUUACCAAGGCCGAGGCCGAUCCGACAACGGCUAAUGGUGAAGGAAGAACCCCGUUCGAGCUUGCGGGGGACCGGGCAACCCGCGAUGCGUUUCGCGUUGCGCGCCACGAGCUAGGCGAGUCAAAGUGGAACUGGGACGCUACAAACAUCCCAUCACCUAUCUCGAGAGACGAUGCGAAUAGCCGCGCAGAAAGAGAGCGAAAAACCGCGGAGGAAGAAGAGGCCGGUCGACGCAAGGCCGAGAUGGAUCGCUUGAAAAAGGAGGAUGCUGCCAAAGCCGCCCUACAGAGCUCCAGGAGACCCGGCGGCCGAACGCUGGGCGCUAUCGAGAAGACUGCCUCUGAAAAGCGAGAGGAGGAAAUGCGCGGCAUGACGCCGGAGAUGAGAAUGCGUCUAGAAAGAGAACGCCGUGCCCGGGCAGCCGAAGAGCGGUUUCGACGGAUGCAGGGGAAUUAAUUAAGCACGAUUGGAUCUGUCUUGUCAUGGAUAGCUUUGGGUUACAUUGCUUCUGAGCGUACAUGAUGUCUUGUUAUUACGAAUAGAGACGUAUUUUCAUGCGUCACGUUUUGGAUCUGAUCAUCUUUCUAUACUCUUUUUACCCCAUACUAAUGGAAAAAGUCUACUACUUACGCAUCCAGGGCGCUAACUACCACGCAGGGCAAUUUG